UCUUUAUUUUACAAAAGCAGGAUGGAUCUAGUAGUAGAUACAUUUUCAGGCAUGGGAAUCAACCUGGGAAAUGACUCCUCUCUUCAGCCUCUCUGGAACAGUGUCAGGCCCAAUCACAGGAACUCUUUGAGGUCUCCUCUUUUCCCCAUUUUGUUGAAUAUGCUCCUUGUGCUUCCUGCAAGUGUGGCUCAAUGCACAUGGAGACCACCGGUGACACUGCCAGACCAAGUCCCAACUCUAGUGGAGCUCAUCACUGGAGUGACGGGAAACCUUCUGCUCUUUGACUUCCAGUACUUCAUCUGGAACCUGCUGCACCACUGGUUGUACAUGACUUUCCAUGCAAUCCACCACAACUACUCAGCUCCCUUUGUUCUGGCUACACAAUGCCUGGGAGGGUGGGAGCUGGUCACAGUGUGCUUUUGGACCACCCUGAAUCCUGUCAUCCUGAGAUGCCACCUUCUCACCACAUGUGUCUUUAUGGUGCUCCAUGUCUAUGUGUCCGUGGAGGAUCACUGCGGUUAUGAUUUUCCUUGGUCCACAUCUCGUCUGAUACCCUUCAGUAUUUAUCGAGGGCCCAGCAAGAAUGAUGUGCACCAUCAGAAACUCAACAAGAACAUUGCACCAUACUUCAGCCACUGGGAUAAAAUAUUUGGAACACAUGCUGAUUUUAGUUUCUCUUACUCUUACUCAGAGCUGGUGACGAAUAUAUACUUAUGA
Messenger RNA from Oncorhynchus tshawytscha (Chinook salmon), 717 nucleotides. RefSeq names its product cholesterol 25-hydroxylase like 1, tandem duplicate 2 (gene ch25hl1.2). Lineage: Eukaryota; Metazoa; Chordata; Actinopteri; Salmoniformes; Salmonidae. Gene Ontology annotation, biological process: sterol biosynthetic process; cholesterol metabolic process. The record is from RefSeq and is a predicted model, not a curated record. Gene Ontology annotation, molecular function: C-4 methylsterol oxidase activity; steroid hydroxylase activity; iron ion binding.